Gastrolobium bilobum is the source of this 453-nucleotide messenger RNA. RefSeq names its product protein AGENET DOMAIN (AGD)-CONTAINING P1-like. The transcript has 2 exons. The record is from RefSeq and is a predicted model, not a curated record. NCBI's taxonomy places the organism in Eukaryota, Viridiplantae, Streptophyta, Magnoliopsida, Fabales, Fabaceae. The coding region runs from base 1 to 453 and encodes 150 amino acids.
AUGCGUCCACCGUUGAAGAGGGUCAAUUUCUGCAGAGGAGACAAGGUUGAGGUUUGCAGCAAAGAAGAAGGGUUUCUCGGUUCCUAUUACGAAGCCACCAUUGUUUCUAGGCCCAUUUUGCCGGCCCUAAUUGUUUCCCACCUUGACAAUGGCCUCUACGUUGUUCGCUACAAGAACCUUCUCGAGGACAACGAGUCUCAGCCUCUCACCGAAACCCUUUAUCCCAAGGAGCUUCGUCCAUUGCCACCUCAUGUCCACGCUUCUCAGUUUGCGCUCUAUCAGAAAGUCGAUGCUUUCGACAACGAUGGUUGGUGGGUUGGUUCGAUCACUGGCAGAUCUGGUUCUCACUACUACGUGUACUUUUCUACCACAAACGAAGAGAUAGCGUACCCUUCUUCUCAUAUCAGGGUUCAUCAUGAAUGGGUUAACGGGAAUUGGGUUUUUUUGAAUUAA